UUCUUUUGAUAUUUUUAAUUUCUCCAAAUUUGGGUGAUUCACUUUCCACAAGUUCCUUUCAUUCUCCAAAUUUUUCAGUUUCAACCGUUUCGCCAUGUCUCUUCUCUCUUCCACACUACGUGUUCCUCUCAUCUUCUCCCAAAACCCUAAACCUUCUUCUCUCUCUUCUCUCCCCUCUCGAAUCUCUCCCUCUCCUCGCUCUCACAGAUUCCCUUCUCUCCGCUUCAUCUCCGCCACCGGCGACAUCGGAGACGCCGAUAUACCAUCCACCGAUAUCUCCGACGAAUGGGGCGAUAAAUCCGAACCCGUACCCGAAGCCAAACCGUCUUUAUCCUCUAAGGUUUCGAGUUCGGUUCCUUCGAAGAACGAGGAUGAAUGGGGAGAAGGAGCGAAAAAUGACGCCGGGAGUUAUAGCGAUGCUGGAAAUGGAACUCCGGCUUUUGCUUCCGAAGCUCCGGUGGAAGAAGGAGGGAAUGAUGAGCUUGAGGGUUUGAAACGUGCUCUUGUUGAUACGGUUUAUGGGACUGAGCUUGGGUUUCGAGCUGGGUCGGAGGUUCGAGCUGAAGUGUCUGAGUUCGUGGCUCAGUUGGAAGCUGCUAACCCUACUCCGGCUCCGGUUGAGGAACCAGAGCUUCUUAAUGGAAAUUGGGUGUUGCUGUACACAGCAUCUUCUGAACUGUUGCCUCUUCUAGCAGCAGGAGCAUUACCUUUGGUGAAGGUGGAUAAAAUCUUGCAAACAAUUGAUACCUAUAGCUCCACUGUUGUGAACUCUGUGACAUUGUCUAGCCCUUUUGCCUCAUCAUCUUUCAGUGCAUCUGCCUCAUUUGAAGUUCGAAGCCCUACAAGAAUACAGGUUACAUUCAAAGAAGGAUCACUACAGCCUCCAGAGAUAAAGUCUAAAAUUGACCUACCAGAAAACAUAAACAUUUUUGGCCAAAAUCUUAGCCUGGGGCCUCUGCAACAAUCUCUUGGUCCUCUGGAGAAUGUGGUUGCAAAUAUAUCACGUGUCAUUUCAGGUCAGUCACCUCUUAAGAUUCCCAUACCUGGUGAGAGGACAAGCUCUUGGCUUCUUACCACAUAUCUUGACAAGGACUUGCGAAUAUCAAGGGGAGAUGGCGGGCUGUUUGUCCUUGCAAGAGAAGGGAGUCCCAUUCUUGAUUAGUAGGAAGUAAUAAUCUUUUCUUUUUUACUUCUUCAAAAAAAAUAUAUAUCUUCUCUUUUUUUAUAUUCGGCCACCCCAUUUCCCUCUGCCCACCCAAAAUGUGAAAGGUAUAUUCAAAAUGUAUCAUUUUUUAUAUUUUCAUGCUGUUUUGUAUUUAAAGGAUGCAGAGCCUAUGUGUUGUAAACCUGUAAUUCUAUUAUAUAUAAAAUGUUUGAAUGAUAUGUUCACCCCCUUAUUAA
Molecule: messenger RNA, 1401 nt
Organism: Medicago truncatula (barrel medic)
Lineage: Eukaryota; Viridiplantae; Streptophyta; Magnoliopsida; Fabales; Fabaceae
Product: plastoglobulin-1, chloroplastic
Exons: 3
Coding region: 95-1162 (355 amino acids)
Source: RefSeq, a predicted model, not a curated record